This is a messenger RNA of Tinamus guttatus (white-throated tinamou), 1836 nucleotides long. RefSeq names its product solute carrier family 5 member 8 (gene SLC5A8). Gene Ontology annotation, cellular component: membrane; extracellular exosome. Gene Ontology annotation, biological process: propanoate transmembrane transport; sodium ion transport. Gene Ontology annotation, molecular function: organic acid:sodium symporter activity. Lineage: Eukaryota; Metazoa; Chordata; Aves; Tinamiformes; Tinamidae. The record is from RefSeq and is a predicted model, not a curated record.
AUGAGGACCCCCAGGACCAUCGGGUACUUCCAUGCCUGGGACUACGUGGUCUUUGCAGCCAUGCUGCUCAUUUCGGCAAUCAUCGGCAUCUACUAUGCCUUUGCGGGAGGUGGGCAGAAGACCUCCAGCGACUUCCUCAUGGGGGGCCGCCGGAUGACUGCCCUGCCUGUGGCACUCUCUCUCACUGCCAGCUUCAUGUCAGCCGUCACUGUACUGGGCACCCCUUCCGAGGUGUACCGCUUUGGUGCCAUCUUCAGCAUCUUCUCCAUCGCCUACACCCUGGUGGUGAUCCUCAGUGCUGAGAUCUUCCUGCCUGUCUUCUACAGACUGGGCAUCACCAGCACCUAUGAGUAUUUAGAGCUUCGAUUUAAUAAAUACCUGCGUCUCUGUGGAACAAUCCUCUUCACUAUACAAACGACUUUAUACACUGGUAUUGUCAUUUACGCUCCAGCUUUAGCAUUAAAUCAAGUCACAGGCUUGGACCUCUGGGGUGCAGUGCUGGCAACUGGUGUAAUCUGCACUUUCUACUGCACAUUGGGUGGCCUGAAGGCCGUGGUGUGGACAGACGUUAUCCAGGUCGGCAUCAUGGUCGCUGGAUUUGCAUCGGUGAUUAUACGAGCUGUGGUGAUUCAAGAGGGCAUCGGAAACAUUGUGAAUGACUCCUACCAUGGGGGAAGAUUGAACUUCUGGAACUUUAAUCCCAGCCCUUUGCAGAGGCACACCUUCUGGACGAUUGUUAUAGGUGGGACCUUCACAUGGAUGGGCAUAUAUGGGGUCAACCAAUCUCAAGUACAGAGAUACAUCUCAUGUAAAACCAGGUUUCAAGCAAAACUGUCUCUCUAUAUCAACUUGGUGGGCCUCUGGGUGAUCCUGACGUGCGCGGUGCUGUGCGGACUGGUGCUGUACUCCAUCUACAAGGACUGUGACCCAUGGACCUCUAAGAAAAUCUCAGCACCAGAUCAGCUAAUGCCCUACCUAGUGCUGGAUAUUUUCGAUGGUAUGCCAGGGCUUGUCGUGGCUAGUGCCUACAGUGGGACAUUAAGUACUGUGUCCUCCAGCAUUAAUGCUCUGGCUGCUGUGACCGUCGAAGACUUCAUCAGACCACACUUUAGAUCUCUCUCUGAAAAGAAACUGUCCUGGCUUUCCAUGGGGAUGAGUCUCUUUUAUGGCAUAGUGUGCAUUGCUAUGGCCGCGCUGGCGUCUGUCAUGGGAGCCUUGCUGCAGGCAGCACUAAGCAUUUUUGGCAUGAUUGGUGGUCCCCUUUUAGGACUAUUUACUUUGGGAAUCCUCUUCUCCUUUGCAAAUGAAGUGGGUGCAUUUGUGGGUCUCAUCAGUGGCUUUAUAAUUACACUUUGGGUUGGAAUUGGAGCUCAGACUUACCCUCCUCUCCCAACAAGGACUAAUCCAUUAACUCUCUCAACUGCAAUGUGUAACAUAUCCAACUUCAGUGCUCUCACUUCACCAACAGGAACUCCAUUAACAACACUCCUCCACACAACAACCAAACACACAAGACCUGCCAUAGCAGACAACUGGUAUUCUGUGUCUUACCUCUACCUCAGCACACUUGGGACUCUCUUCACAGUAGCUGUGGGAGUACUGGUCAGCCUCCUCACAGGAGGACUGAAACAGAAGAUAGACCGUAAAUUUCUGCUGAACAAAGAAGACUUUAUGUCCAACUUUUCCUGGACUAAAGCUGAGAUACAGGAGAGAGUAAAAGUGUUGAACUGGAAACCAUUCACGCCAGCAUCUGAGGGAACCAACAACCCUGCUUUUGGCCAAAUGGAAAUGAAGGACUCGGACAAUAAGGACAAAGACGAUGACCCACAUAUAUGA